Molecule: messenger RNA, 2575 nt
Organism: Nannospalax galili (Upper Galilee mountains blind mole rat)
Lineage: Eukaryota; Metazoa; Chordata; Mammalia; Rodentia; Spalacidae
Gene: Znf276
Product: zinc finger protein 276
Exons: 12
Coding region: 486-2339 (617 amino acids)
Biological process (GO): regulation of transcription by RNA polymerase II
Cellular component (GO): nucleus; chromosome; kinetochore
Molecular function (GO): chromatin insulator sequence binding; zinc ion binding
Source: RefSeq, a predicted model, not a curated record
AGGGACCGAGACACACUUCCGGACGCCCCGCCUCGCCGCGCAGAUCUCUGUUCACCGAUAAGGGGCCGGGUGGGUCUUGUCAGCGACUUAGGGCGGGUCUGCUCCGGGUCUGGACGAGGAGAUUGGUGGAAGGAACAUCCUCUCCUAUUGCCGUCCGCUCUUCAGUGCCACAGCCGGCGUCGUCCGUGGUGCUAUACCCUCCCGGCUGCCCCUCCCUCAGGGGCCUGUGGCGAGUUCGUAGCGACCCUCGGAACUCCGGCGCUCGGACCGCAGUGGCCUUUGGUCGCCGCCGGGCCGCUCCUCACUUCUUUGCAUUCCUGGCUUUGUCCCGCUCAGAUCGCACGGAACAGAGCCGAGCGGCGGGCGCAGUGCAGUCUAGCGUGGCCGAGCGGCUCUGCGCGAGCAAUCUAGCCGGGUCCAGCGGAGCGCAGCGCGCCGAGCCACUCCGAAUAUCGCUGGGUAGCGCUUUAAGUGCGGUAGCCAGCAUGAAGCGGGACCGGCUCGGCCGCUUCCUGUCGCCUGGGACGGCCCGGCAACGCGGGAGUUCGGGCGGCGGCUGUGGCAGCGGCCGAACUCGGGGUCGCCCUUCCCGCACAAGUGGUGCGUGCGCUGACGGGGCGGCGGCAUUAGAGGCGGCGCGACUCAGCUGGGGCUCGGCGCGCGCUCGCGGGGAUGCGGGCGAGGACGGUGUGGACGAGGCAGGAGCAGGCCGAGCUCUUGCCAUGGGGCACUGUCGCCUCUGCCAUGGGAAGUUUUCCUCACGGAGCCUCCGAAACAUCUCUGACAGGGUGCCUAGGGAGAGCUCAGAGAGGCUGUCCCCAGGGGAGCAUAUCUUCAUCAGGGACUUCCAGCAUCUGCUGGGUGUUGCUGUGCACCAGGACCCAGCCCUGCCUCAGUUUGUCUGCAAGAACUGCCACACCCAGUUCUAUCAGUGCCACAGCCUUCUCAGGUCUUUCUUACAGAGAGUCAACGUCUCCCCAGCUGGCCAGCGGAAGCCUUAUCCAAAGGUUGGUGCUCAGCCCCCCACAGUGGCAGAGGAGGGAGCAUGCAUGGUGGAUCUGAUCACCUCAAGCCCCCGGUGCCUGCACAGCUUGGUGGGCUGGGUACAUGAACAUGCAGCCAGCUGCGGGUCUCUGCCCAGCCUCCAGAGGACACUCUCCUCUGAGUACUGCGGCAUCAUCCAGGCUGUAUGGGGCUGCGACCAGGGCCAUGACUUCACCAUGGACACAGACUCCAGCUGCAGAGCUCUCUUUUUGGACAGUGCAUUGGCAGUGAAAUGGGCGUGGGACAAGGAGACAUCACCACAGUUGGCCCAGAACCCUGAGUUGAACCCCACUGGAGCUGCCUCUCAGCUCUGCCCGGCGAGAGGAACCCCAGUUGGAGCUGAGACCAAGACACCGCCCAGUGUGGAUGUGGCCCUGCCGCACUCACAUGGAGAUUCUGUGGGACAUGGGUCAGGCCCCUACACUCAGCCAAACUUGGCUCCCAGUGAGGCCCCAGGGCAACUGGGUGAGAAGCAGGUUCCAUCUUCAACCUCGGAUGAUCGGGUAAAAGACGAGUUCAGUGACCUUUCUGAGGGAGACUUCCUGAGUGAAGAUGAGAAUGACAAGAAGCAGAACCCACAGUCCUCAGACGAGUCCUUUGAGCCUUACCCAGAAAAGAAGGUCUCUGGUAAGAAGGGUGAAAGCAAAGAAGCCAAAAAGGCUGAAGAGCCAAAAGUCAGAAAGAAACCUGGGCCCAAGCCUGGAUGGAAGAAAAAGCUCCGCUGUGAGAGGGAGGAGCUGCCCACCAUCUAUAAGUGUCCUUACCAGGGCUGCACAGCUGUGUACCGUGGGGCUGAUGGCAUGAAGAAGCACAUUAAGGAGCACCACGAGGAGGUCCGGGAGCGGCCCUGUCCACAUCCUGGCUGCAACAAGGUAUUCAUGAUCGACCGAUACCUGCAGCGCCACGUGAAGCUCAUUCAUACAGAGGUGCGCAAUUACAUCUGUGACGAGUGUGGGCAGACCUUCAAGCAGCGAAAGCACCUUCUUGUCCAUCAGAUGCGCCACUCAGGAGCCAAGCCACUGCAGUGUGAGGUCUGUGGGUUCCAGUGCAGGCAACGAGCAUCCCUCAAGUACCACAUGACCAAACACAAGGCAGAGACUGAGCUGGACUUCGCCUGUGACCAGUGCGGCCGGAGGUUUGAAAAGGCCCACAACCUCAAUGUGCAUAUGUCCAUGGUACAUCCUCUGACCCAGACCCAGGACAAGGCCCUGCCUUUGGAAGCAGAGCCCCCACCUGGGCCACUGAGCCGCUCUGGGACUAUGGAGGGCCAGACUGUGAAGCCAGAGCCUACCUGAGGACUGCAGGUGGGACACCGGGCAUGUCGAGCAGCUUGAACUCAACAGUACACAUCCUUCUGUGGAAGGAUUCUUGAGUCCGAGUGGGAAGACUUGAUCCAAAGCACCUUUUACACUGUUACACUUGCUCCCAUGGGAGCCACUAAGAUGAUGAAAUCAUCCCAAGCUUGGGGUAGACAGAAUGGAGCAACUAAGAGUGAAGACAUUAAAGAUAAACUGUCACUGAGUCACUGUGG